This is a messenger RNA of Ctenocephalides felis (cat flea), 2606 nucleotides long. It is a transcript of the gene GTPBP1, whose product is annotated as GTP-binding protein 1. The coding region runs from base 280 to 2328 and encodes 682 amino acids. Gene Ontology annotation, biological process: translational elongation. Gene Ontology annotation, molecular function: GTP binding; GTPase activity; translation elongation factor activity. The record is from RefSeq and is a predicted model, not a curated record. Lineage: Eukaryota; Metazoa; Arthropoda; Insecta; Siphonaptera; Pulicidae. The transcript has 12 exons.
CCGACGACUAAACAAUUCAAAAGAAUAAUAGUUGAAUGAAAAAUGAAUCAUUCGUUUGUGAUCCUUGUUGCACAAUUAUGAUGCAAUUCGUUUAAAAUUGACAAAAGUUAUUUUUAAACUCAAUAUGGUUAAGAUAAAGAAACAAUAUUAAACUGCACUCGUGUGAAAAAUAUUAAAAUAAAAAAAAAAUAGAUUAUGGAUUUGUCUUUAAAUUCAUAAAAUAAUAUUUAAUUUCAAAAAAAUUGUAAAGUCGUCAAGAAAUGUAAAUAAAUAUAAACAAUGGAUGAUUUAAAAGUAACAGCAGGCAAAAAAAUGGAAAAUAUGUCCAGUCCCAUUGCACAGACAGUUGCUGCAAUGCCCACAAUUGAUUAUUCGAUCAUUCGGGCUAAGGAUGUUUUGGUGAGUCCAUCUGAGGAACAGUAUGAGCUUUUGCUGCAAAGGCUUAAAGAUAGAAUUGAGGAUGGCAGGGGAGAAACUAUUUAUGAUAUUGGGAUUGGAGAAGAUGGUAGUGACAGUGGUUUACAACCUGAAGAAUACUGUGCUUCUUUAGCUACUCUGCAAUCACUAUCGGAAACAAUUGAUGCAGAUUGUGUGGAAUUGAGGCAGCGCAAAGCUGAAUCAGGAACCACAGGACAAUACUUGAUUAGGAAACGGCUGGACCAGUCUGAUUUUAUGGAAAUAAGAGUUGCUGUUGUAGGAAAUGUGGAUGCUGGUAAAUCAACAUUAUUAGGUGUCUUAACACAUGGAGAACUAGACAAUGGCAGAGGCCAUGCUCGACAGAGACUUUUUAGACACAAGCAUGAAAUGGAAAGUGGACGUACCAGUUCUGUAGGGAAUGACAUACUUGGUUUUGAUAGCAUAGGUAAUGUUGUUAAUAAACCUGAUCAUGGAGCUUUGGACUGGGUAAAAAUUUGUGAAAAAUCAGCAAAGAUUAUUACAUUUAUUGACUUGGCCGGUCAUGAAAGAUACCUCAAAACUACUGUUUUUGGCAUGACAGGACAUGCACCUGAUUUUGGAAUGCUUAUGAUUGGUGCAAAUGCUGGUAUUGUCGGUAUGACAAAAGAGCACUUGGGGCUAGCUCUAGCUUUAUCUGUUCCAGUGUUUGUAGUCGUUACAAAAAUAGACAUGUGCCCCCCGAAUAUUCUUCAGGACAACUUAAAACUAUUAGUUAGAAUAUUAAAGUCACCAGGUUGCAGGAAGGUACCGGUUAUGGUAAAGGCACCAGAUGAUGUGGUUUUGAGUGCCACUAAUUUUGUCUCGGAGAGGCUGUGUCCGAUUUUCCAAGUAUCUAAUGUCAACGGAGAAAAUUUGGAUUUAUUAAAAAUGUUUCUGAAUUUACUGACAACAAGGAUGCCUUCGCAUGAUGAUGAGCCUGCUGAAUUUCAAAUUGAUGAUACAUACUCAGUACCUGGUGUUGGAACAGUUGUUUCCGGUACAACUCUGCAAGGUGUCAUUCGAUUAAACGAUGUAUUAUUAUUGGGUCCUGAUCCAAUUGGUCAUUUCCAACCAAUUGCAGUAAAAAGUAUUCAUCGUAAGAGGAUGGCUGUCAAGGAAGUUCGAGGAGGGCAAACAGCUAGUUUUGCAUUAAAAAAAAUUAAAAGAAACCAAAUUCGUAAAGGAAUGGUGAUGGUUUCACCUAAGUUACAACCACAGGCCUGUUGGGAGUUUGAAGGUGAAAUUUUGGUGCUUCAUCAUCCAACAACAAUCAGUUCUAGAUAUCAAGCAAUGGUUCAUUGUGGUAGCAUUCGACAAACUGCUUCAAUUUUAACAAUGUCCCAGGAUUGUUUACGAACCGGAGACAAAGCUUUGGUUCGAUUCAAAUUCAUCAAACAUCCUGAAUACAUUAAACCAGGGCAGAGGAUGGUUUUUCGUGAAGGCAGAACAAAAGCGGUGGGUAAUGUUUUGAAGUUAUUGCCAACGACCCAUAGUAUGUUACAGAACAGAGCAAAACCUAAUAAAAUGCAAGCAAGGACAUCUCAAAAGACUCAGCAGAAGGAGAAUCUUAAUGAAGCUUUGCCACAAGCGUCGGACGUAACAUCAACAGAUUCGACAUUCGACAUUCAAUCAGACAAGAGGGAUUUGUCAAAUCAUCACCAGAGGCAAACCAAAAAGUCCCGAACGAGAAGGGGCAACAGAGGCAGAGCGCCGGUCUCAGCAAAUACUACCAAUUCCCAAUCGACUAGUGCUAAUAAUAAUCCUGGGAAUGUUUUGGGACAAAAUACACAGAAUUUGAUACAUGAAAAUAAACAACAAACAGGGACUGCUGCAGCUUGUACAAACAGUACAGUGAAUGUUAAUAAUGUCACGAGGGGGACGAAAGUACAAUGAGAUAAUAGACAUAUAUAUAUAUUUUAUCUUAAUACAUUUAAUUUGCUGUUUUAAAUAGUUUUUCAUAAAAAUUUGAGUCGAUAUAGGAUAAUAUUUAAACAAAAGAGAUUUUUCAUAGAACAGGCUUUUCAACUAUUGUUUUUAACAACAAACUCAUUCAGGAUCUCAUUACUAAGCAAUUCUACCAAAAGAAAAAUAUUCAUAAAAGGUAAAACUCAAAAAAAAAAUAUUCAAAACAUUGUACGCAGUACUGCAUGAAUGAAAUUGAAUGAAAAAUA